Messenger RNA from Osmia lignaria (orchard mason bee), 2370 nucleotides. It is a transcript of the gene Oatp33Ea, whose product is annotated as Organic anion transporting polypeptide 33Ea. Gene Ontology annotation, cellular component: intracellular organelle; membrane. Gene Ontology annotation, biological process: transmembrane transport; sodium-independent organic anion transport. NCBI's taxonomy places the organism in Eukaryota, Metazoa, Arthropoda, Insecta, Hymenoptera, Megachilidae. Gene Ontology annotation, molecular function: protein binding. The record is from RefSeq and is a predicted model, not a curated record.
UUGCCAUUGACACAAGAGCGAGCCUCAGUUAUCCCGCGUUUAUUCGCGUAAACUAGAGCGCUCCUAGCGCGUAGUGAUUUUUUUCUUUACUUUCAUACACGAAGAGGGAGGUGACGAGUAAGGAAAGACUCGAGGAUCGCGAUCCAUCCAGGACUCGCGACCUGGAAGUCCUUCCUGAGUCCAUGCAGAGGCACGUGGUCAAAGGUCAAGCGCAAUCGGAGGGAUGAGCGAAGGUUGUGGAAUUUUUGGGAUUUAUCCCAAUUGGCUGCGAGAUCGUGCCACCCCUAAAAACUUCAUCGCAGUAUAUGGCCUACUUGGUACUGUACAGGCGAUGGCCUUUAUCUACAUAGUGGUCACCCUCACCACUUUGGAGAAGAGGUUCAAAAUACCUAGUCGUACAACUGGAUUAAUUCUAUCCGGCAACGAGAUCUCUCAAAUCUUGUCCCUGGUAUUAAUCUAUUACGGUGGUUCGGGGCAUCGUCCAAGAUGGAUCGCAGUUGGUGUUGGUCUCAGCGCUGUUUCAUGCCUGAUCUUGGCACUUCCACAUUUCUUGUACGGACCAGGAAGAGACGCUUUGGCUUUGACGAAGGAGUAUCUUGAUCAAACUUUGUUAAACACUAGUACAAUCCCAAAGGAUCUAGCAAUAUGUCCACGUGAUGUCAAACCGGAACACUGUGACGAGGAGACGCUGUUGGACGUCAGUAUCCUUCCACGAUUAUUAGUCUUCCUCUCUCAGUUUGUCCUUGGAAUUGGUACCACUCUUUAUUAUGGCCUUGGUCAGACGUACCUUGAUGAUAAUACUAAGAAGAAGAAUACUCCGAUGCUUCUAGGUUUUACAUUUGCAUUGAGAACGGUUGGACCAGCAAUAGGAUUCUUAUUGGGUUACGGUUGUCUAAGUUUGUACAUAGAUCCAAGCUUACAUCCAGUGAUCACUAAAAAGGAUCCACGAUGGUUGGGUGCAUGGUGGCUAGGUUGGAUUAUUUUAGGUGUCGCAAUGGGUAUGUUUGCUAUCUUAAUAGCCAUGUUUCCAAAAGAUUUGCCUACAAAAAAGGCUGCUAUUGACACUGCCAAAAAGGAUGGUAGUAUUCCACUGAAACUGCAAUUGACCGUGCAGGAGCAGUAUAUGAAACCGAUGGAGCAAAGAAAAUCAUUAGAGACUGUACACAUUCCAACAAUUCGUGAAUUUCCAAAAACGAUGAAGAGGCUGUUAACAAACUGGCUGUUAACGUUUAACAAUUUAAGUGGCGUGUUUUAUGUGCUAGGAGCAUCCGCUUACAUAACAUUUUUAGCUAAGUAUCUGGAAGUUCAGUAUAGCACAUUUGCUGCUAAUGGUACUGUGAUUGCAGGCCCCGUAUCGCUGAUAGGAAUGGUACUAGGAUUUCUACUAUCUGGAAUGAUUAUUAGCAAAUUUAAACCUGGACCCAGACCACUAUUAGCAUGGAAUGUGUUUGUCGGGGUCUGUUUCGUCGCUGGUCAAAUAGUUUUCAUAUUCCUCGGCUGUGCUGACAAUGGAAUCAAGGGUCUUGAUUUAGACACUAUGCAAAUGACUCUGACGUCGAGUUGUAAUGAAGCUUGCAAUUGCGAGGGAGUUAAGUACUCCCCGGUAUGCCACGUGUCAUCAAAGACGACAUUCUUCUCAGCGUGUCACGCAGGCUGUCGAACCAUAAUCAACGACAAGGAAUUUGGAAAUUGUAGUUGCCUUCCAUUAUCAAGUGUAUCAAAUUUCCAAAACGUUUUUGGCUAUGAUACCAUGCAGCCUUUGGUACAGGAUCAAUUGAUCUAUUCGAACAAUUUACAAACGAUCAAUUAUGACAAAGUUAGAGCUGGUAUCUGUUCGAACGACUGCAGUGGACCGUAUCUUUUGUUCACUGUUCUUAGCUGUAUCAUACAGACGUUAGCUUGCUCUGGAAAAAUUGGUAACGUCCUGGUAAAUUACCGUAGUGUCGACAAGAAGGAUAAAAGUUUCGCUCAGGGUAUUACUAUAAUGACCAUCUCUUUAUUUGCAUUAAUACCGGGUCCAAUUAUUUAUGGAGCCAUUAUUGAUUCAACCUGUUUGAUCUGGGAAGAGUCGUGCGGUACCAAAGGGAACUGCUGGUUCCAUCACGGGAAGAACUUCAGAUAUUUAGUCAACGUAACAUCGGCGGGAUUUUCGAUUAUAGGAGUAAUUUUCGAUGCAGUGGUUUGUUAUCUUGGGAAGAAUUUAGAUCUUUAUGGUACCCAUGAGAGCGACAGACGACGUGAAUUUAUUAAAGAAGAACCCGCGCCGCCAUUGGUCGAUAACGAGAAGAGAAGAGAAAUGAACGGAAAUGUGAAUUAGAAAACGAAUAAUGAUUAAAUCAAAAUUAACUGGCCACCGUUUAUAUUUAGGAG